AUGGUAACCAGAACUUCAAAAGUAGGGACUGCCUUUGCUGGACAGAAGGAAGCUGAAAUGGCAAAGAAGGUGGAGUCUUUCAUUUGGAGGCCUGGAAAAGACUUGGCAGAAGGUGUGGUGGAGGUGGUGGCUGAGCCUCUUGAAGACAUUGGUGAUUGGGAAUCCGAUUUUGGAGAAUGGGAGUCAGAUGAUGAAGACUGCAACAUGCUCCCCAAUACAGUUUCUCCUGAAAUGAAAACUACAUCUCAGUAUGAGAAAGAAGACUGGGAUAAAGAGCUGGCGGAGUAUGAACACAAUAAUAAUCCUUAUGAAUUAGAAGAUGUUAUCCAUUGUGGAAGUUUCCUAGAUCAAGAUCCAGCCGAAUUUUGUGUGAUUCAUUGCAAGCCUUUGUAUGACCCAAGCUUGGAUCAUGCAGCACCACUGACUCUGAGCCAGUUGGAGACCAUGCCCGUGGAUGGCCAGUUUGAUGAUGCGGCUGACUGAGGCUUUAGCAGCAUUGGGACAGAACUGCUGAUUUCUGAACUGGAGUUCCCCAUGAUGCU
Molecule: messenger RNA, 542 nt
Organism: Varanus komodoensis (Komodo dragon)
Lineage: Eukaryota; Metazoa; Chordata; Lepidosauria; Squamata; Varanidae
Product: coordinator of PRMT5 and differentiation stimulator-like
Exons: 4
Coding region: 1-483 (160 amino acids)
Cellular component (GO): nucleus
Molecular function (GO): histone binding
Source: RefSeq, a predicted model, not a curated record